This is a messenger RNA of Uncinocarpus reesii 1704, 1962 nucleotides long. Its product is annotated as threonyl-tRNA synthetase. Gene Ontology annotation, cellular component: cytoplasm. Gene Ontology annotation, molecular function: threonine-tRNA ligase activity; ATP binding. The transcript is spliced from 3 exons. The record is from RefSeq and is a predicted model, not a curated record. Lineage: Eukaryota; Fungi; Ascomycota; Eurotiomycetes; Onygenales; Onygenaceae. Gene Ontology annotation, biological process: threonyl-tRNA aminoacylation. Bases 1 to 1962 code for a protein of 653 amino acids.
AUGACGAUACCAGUGUUGGCCAUUGGCCAUAUACUUUCAGCAAGCAUUGACAGCGUGGCCAACUGUGAGGACGAACAUGCAUGUGCAGACGCAACAACGCAUUUCUCAGGAUUUCCGCGAAAGGUGCGUUGUGCCAAGAAGUGGAGUGCGGCGCCAGACCGACAGAGCUGGAAGACGCCGCAUUCGAUAUCUCGAAAGCCUGGAUUCUGGGCCUCUGGCACCGUGAUGGUCGCCGGCGCCAUCCUCGUAAACGAUGCCGGGAGAGAGUUCAAGAAGCGCCAGUCUCCGCCAGAAGAACCCCUGUCUCCCAUAGACCCUUUACCAGCUGGGAUUUCAUCCUCGGGGCAAGAGUCCAUUGCACGCAUGCGGCGACUGAACGUGGCCACCAGAGCAUUGCGCUCAGUACGGACUCGGCCAACUGCUCAACGGCACACGCAAUGGGGAGCUCAUCGCAUACUGCCCCUUUCCACCACGAGAGCGUGCUCCUGCACCGCGCCCAAGCCCUCCGAGCCGUGCGAUAGAACAACGCCCUCCGCUUCGACUCCCGCACCGGACCAUCGAACUAUCGGAGCCGCCCAAGAUCUCUUUGCAACCUCCUUGUACAGUCCCGGAUCGCCCCUCUUCCAGCCCAAUGGCACCCACAUACUCAACAAACUUCUCGCUUUCCUUCGCGCACAAUACCGGCAGUAUGGCUUCCAAGAAGUGCUGACACCAACCAUUUACAAAAAAUCUCUGUGGGAACUGUCUGGCCACUGGCAGAACUACAAGGAUGAUAUGUACGAAGUGCGUGGUCGCGGUGCCACAGGGGAAACCACGCACGGCGAGAUUGGCGAGGACGAGUCUUAUGGACUCAAGCCGAUGAACUGUCCGGGCCACUGUUUGCUGUUUAAAUCGCAGAAGUGGUCGUAUCGCGACCUUCCCGUUCGAUAUGCGGAUUUCAGUCCUCUCCAUCGGAAUGAAGUGUCCGGUUCCUUGUCGGGUUUGACGCGCGUUCGCCGAUUCCACCAGGACGAUGGCCACAUAUUUUGUCGACCCCAGCAGAUCGGAAGAGAAAUCCAAUUAGCGUUGAAAUUCACCGAUACUGUUAUGAAGACAUUUGGGUUGGGAGAAUAUAAGCUUGUCCUUUCUACAAGGCCGGAAAAGGAUUUCAUCGGAAGCCUUGAAUUAUGGGACGCGGCUGAAAAGCAACUUAAAGAUGCGCUGGAAAAGAGUGGAAGGAACUGGGAAAUCAACGAGGGCGACGGGGCUUUUUAUGGCCCCAAGAUCGACUUUCAGCUUCAAGAUUCUGAUGGGAAAUUCCAUCAACUAUCCACAAUUCAGCUGGAUAUGAACCUACCCCAACGGUUUGGCUUGGAGUAUAUGGUUCCGGAAGGGGAAGAGGACUACAAUGCCUCAACUGAUGGAAAGGGCACGCCGGUCUUGAUACAUAGGGCGAUUUUCGGGUCCUUGGAGCGCUUUUUCGCGCUUCUGAUUGAGCACUAUAAUGGCCGAUGGCCAUUCUGGCUUUCACCCCGCCAAGCCAUAAUUUUGACUGUGAAUCAGGACGACGACGUAUUGAAAGCCGCUGAUGAAGCUGCUGCGAAGAUGUGCGGCUAUCAAAGGAUUCCUUUCCAUGAAGCAAACGAACUGGAAGCUCCAUCCCAACCGCUAUCACCGCUCCAGCCAAGUUUCCACGUAACUGUGGAUAAGUCUGCACGCUCUCUAGCAAAGAAGAUUAGAGAAGCGCAGAUAAUGAAGUACAACCUCAUCUUCGUGAUCGGCCCGAAAAACUUGGCUGACGGGAGUGUUGAUGUUGACUUCACCGGCCAGAUAGCCAGGAACAGCGAAAAGACGCAGGGCUUUUUGGACCACACUCCGGGCUGGGAUGUGAACCUCUCUCCGAAUGGAAAGACAGCCAAGAUGAAAAUGAAGAUAAACGAUGUCUAUGACUGGCUAAUUCGGCUGGAGAAACAGUUUUGUUAA